This is a messenger RNA of Thyridium curvatum, 4152 nucleotides long. RefSeq lists its product as uncharacterized. NCBI's taxonomy places the organism in Eukaryota, Fungi, Ascomycota, Sordariomycetes, Thyridiales, Thyridiaceae. Bases 1 to 4152 code for a protein of 1383 amino acids. The transcript has 7 exons. The record is from RefSeq and is a predicted model, not a curated record.
AUGGCUACGAUGAGGACUUGUUCGUGGCGUGUUCACGCCUUGCGCGCCCUGGCGUUCCCUCUCGCCGUCAGCGGGCUAUACACGGGCGGUGGUCUUACGAUUCUCUCGGAGAAUAACCUGGACUCCGCACCGACAAACGGCUCCUCCGCCAUCCUCGUCAGCCAGAAGAGCACCUACGGCGAGGCAUCCCGGUCCUGCGCCCUCCUCGGCGAGACCCUCUGGGACCCGGACGCCGCGUCCUUCGCCGCCGCCCUCAACGCCUCGCUGUCCUACCAGGUCUACCAGGGCCGCGCGGCGAGCGACACGCUGUACUGGAUCGCCCGUAGCAGCAGCAGCAGCAACGGCACGUGCCGCGCCAUCAGCCCGCGGGGCAGCGUGAGGUCCGACGUCGUCUGCGCCAGCGAGCUGCCCGCGCUGUGCACGCAGUCGGCGCCGCUGUCCAACUCGUCCACGGCCGACUCCUCGGAGAGGUGGCGCGUGGCGCUGCCCGUCGCCGGGUACCGCAUGACGGGGUACCGGGACGCGCACGCGUUCAAGUUCCGCGGCGUCCGGUACGCCGAGCGGCCGGCGCGGUUCGCGUACGCGCGCGUCCGGAAAGGGGCGGAGGAGGCGCCCGGCGCCGAGGUCCUGGCCGUCGAGGCGGGCGCCGACUGCGUGCAGCCCGUGGGCGAGGUCAAGAGCGGGAGCAGCGAGGACUGUCUGUUUAUGAAUAUCUGGACGAGCAGCCUGCCGGAGCCGGGGGAGAACGGCACGGCGGCGGCGGCAGGCUCGUCGAAGCUCAAGCCCGUCAUGCUGUACCUCUACGGCGGCGGCUUCACGAGCGGGUCCGGCAAGAACACCAACACGGACGGGACGAACCUCGCCAGCAGGGGCGACGUCGUGGCCGUGUCGGUCAACUACCGCGUCGGCAACGCCGGGUUCCUGGCCUUCGCGGACGGCAUCCACAGGGGCAACUACGGCCUGAGCGACAUGGUCGCGGCGCUCGAGUGGGUGCGCGACAACGUCGCCUUCUUCGGCGGCGACCCGGCGCGGGUGACGCUGUUUGGCGAGUCCGCCGGCGCGCAGGCCACGCGCAUGAUGCUCGGCAGCCCCCGGGCCCGCGGCCUGUUCCACCGCGCGAUCAUGAUGUCCGACCCCGUCGGGUGGCCGAGCGGGGGCAAGUUCCGGUACGCGCGGUACCCUACCCCCGAGCAGGCGUACGAGGACCAGACGGUGAAAGUGUUGGAGGCGGCGGGGUGCAAGGGUGCGGAGGAUGAGAUUGGUUGCCUUGCUAAGAUUGAUGGGUUCGAUCUUGUGAAUCUCGAUCCGAAUGUCAACACCGCCGUCGAAGACGGCGUCUACCUAGACUCCCCCGAGACAGUCGUCAACCAGACCAACCACCCGCCGCCGGCGGGCAUCGCUGUCAUGACGGGCACCAACCGCGACGAGUCGGCCAUCGACAUGCCCGACUUCCCCGCCGCCAACGACACACUGGGCUCCUACCUGCGCGACCACGUCCUCGGGCGGCUGGGCAUGUCCAACGCCAACAUCUCGGCCUGCAGCCCCGCCAUCAGGCCCUUCCUGCCGCCCGGCGUGAAGCAGGGCGACAAGCUGACCCCCGCGCAGAUCUACAACGUCUCCGUCGCGCUGGUGACGGAGGGCGUGUUCGCGUGCCUCGACAACGCCAAGGCCUACUCCGCCGCGCGGCACCGCGCCUUCGGCGGCGACGUCUACAGCUACGUGUUCAACCGGACGUACAGCCCGCGGGGCUACACGACGGCCUACUGCGACCCGCCCAAGACUGCCGCGCGGCCCGACGGCGACCCGGAUCUCGAGUACUUCAAGUGCCACGCCGGCGAGCAGAUGGUCGUGUUCGGCACGGAGAGGCGCGCCGGCGCGCCCGACAGGGACGGCCUGGACGGGCCGUUCAUGAGGCUCGUCGGCGAGUACUGGACCGCCUUCGCGCGGACGGGGGAUCCCAACCCGGACCCGGAGUAUCUACGGGCCAGGGGCCGGGGCCGCUUCAUCGGGAGAGACCUUGAGGGUCCCCUCAAUAUGGACGGCGUCAAGAUGGGAUUAUUGCAGGUCGCUGCCAAGAUGCAGGAGCUUCUUAUCAUUGCGAGUCUUACAACUGUAAUUCUACACGUUUUACGGGCUCAGUUAGCUUCCGGAGACGGUGUGCCACUGGGUUGGCUAGCUUCGGACAAGGCGUUCACACAGAUAAGGUCCAUUUUUGAUUCUUCUAGUUACUUCUGGUCCCCGGACUUCUGGGGAGGCCUGCUGGCUUAUCGAGGCCAUCGAUGGAAAAGAAACCUGCCAGUCAUCGUGCUACUCGGGGUAGGAGGAAUCAUAGCCGCACUCGCAGGGCCAGCUAGUGCUAUUCUCAUGAUCCCUAGAGUGAUGGAAUGGCCUGCCGGGGGGAUGGUUUACUGGCUUAAUGGAAGCGAAGCCCAGAUCUGGCCAACAAGACUCGACGCCCAUUACUUGGAAGGCUACAACUGCUCGUCGGACUACUCCAGAAUCCACAACUAUAAAUGCCCAUCGUCCGGCUUCACUGCCCUGCGUGCUCACUUGUGGACAUGGUGGCAGUUCCCUGAGCGGCCUUACCAGGUCACCCUCCAGGAUGAAACGAUGCGGAAAGUUUUCUACGUUGUCGCCGAUCAACAAUUAGACAAAGAUACCUGGGUCUAUACAACGCACGGCCCUUCUGCGAACAUGCUAGAUGCCUCGGUUCAUUUCUACAAGGUAGCGCUUAGGAUGCUCCGAGACCAAUCCCAGACAGGUCGGCCGGCGUAUCCAAGGUCACUCGAUCUAGCAAAGGUCAAGUCUUUCGAGGUGGACAUGAAACUCCCUGUGGUCAGGACAAGCUGUGUACGUCACUGGAAUGUCUCGAUCGAAUAUGCAGCAACCAACAUGACCUUCCCUGUGUUGGAGCAAUUCUCCUUGUACCGUCGGACUCGGGCCAAUAAAACCGUUGCUGUCACGGCAAACGUUCAGCAGGCCUUCAAGGAACGGGGGUUGGGGGUAGUAAAUGGCAGCAUAUUCUCUCUCAAGCCUCGCGAGUUCAAUCUAUUUGUCAUCCCUAUUGAUAUUGACGCUGGAGAUGCAAGCUCACUGGGCUUGAUAUUACUGGCCGGCUCAAACGGGACAGACAUGUCGCCAGUGACAUGCACCGUGGACGCACGCUGGGGCAGAGGCCAAUCCAUCAUCGAUGCAAGACUGGAAGGCGAUGAAUUGCAGUCCCACGAGUUCACGAGCAACAGGUUGCGCAACGUUGUCAAAGCGCAGCUUGCCAAUGACAAUAAUAUCGACCAGGCAUCCCCUUCAUGGCACCCCAGGAACGAUGGUGCAUGGGAUCAUAUAAGCCUGCACCCAAACUGGUACGACCUGUUGUCGCCGAGUGUGUCGGAUGCUUCGCUUGCGGAGGACAGUGCCGCAAGAGGUCAUUCCAGCUCACCCAACGAAGUCACGCUACUUGAACGGCUGCUCUCGAGAACGCCGUAUCCGACAGUGGACAAAAACAAUGAAUUUGAUGCGGGAGUUAGGCUGACGAGCAUGGAAAUCACCAUCUCCAUGUUCCUAGCCGAUGGACUGUCCCGGGUUGGCUGGCAGCUGCAGCGGGAUACCCAGAACCUCUUUCCGCCCUGGGUCAAGAAGUGGACCGAGAUGCCAGAACACCUGGCGUGGAAGAUAGUCCGCAUCGGGCCGCCGGUCGAGUCUUUCUCGCUGCCGGAAGUGCUGCAGGACCACGACUCGAUGCGCACCGAGAUGCACGCGGUAUUCACGGGCUACGUCAUGGCUCUGAAAACCUGGUUUGAUUAUAUUGCCGUGGUGUUGCUCUUGCUGCACGCGCUGAUCGCCCUUCUUCAUACCAUUUGGGGACUUUGGAAGUCUCGGGCGAGCGAGGCUUGGGACUCUAUACUGGAGCUGCUGGUUUUGUCGCAGCAGUCUGCCCCGGUAAGGUCUGGAGAAUUGGACAACACCUGCGCAGGCAUCGCCUCAUUGAAGACUAUGGGAUUGAUUGCCACUGUGGAGGCCGUGGAACCAUCAAUGGCGGCCGGAGAGGGGAGAGAAGAGCUGCAACUGGCGUUCAACCCCAAGUGGCAGAAGAGGACCGUGGACAGUGUUGAAGGCAAGACGCACGGAGUGCGGUGCUAUGAGUUUGGUCGAUAG